UUCGUCGCGUCUCCUCUUAUAUUGUCCGUAGGUGUAUUUGUAAGCCCCUUUUGAGAUCUUAAGAUCCAGAGAGCUGCGUGGGUGAAAACUAUAAAAUUCAAUUGCAUUUUUGGUGAUUUUGUGAGUGCUUGUGACGGUGUUUGAACUAAUUUGGCAAAGGGUUUUGUCGUGCGGCCACAAAAUGAGCGACACUUCCAACUCUAAUUGUUCCAAGGAUCGGGCCAAGCCCGUUGAGACCCUCGUCCUGGCCAACUAUGCCCUGAAAGCUGAACAGAAAAAGGCCCAAGGACAAGGUGGUCGGAAGGAGGACGAACGCAUCACCACGGCUGUGAUGAAGGUCCUCGAGGGCUACGACUGGAAUCUAGUUCAGGCAUCAGCCAAGGCGCCCACGGACCGCAAAAAGGAGCACAUCAAACGCCCCAUGAACGCCUUUAUGGUCUGGGCCCAGGCUGCCCGUCGGGUCAUGUCCAAACAGUAUCCGCAUCUGCAGAACUCGGAGCUAAGCAAAUCGCUGGGCAAGCUGUGGAAAAAUCUAAAGGAUAGUGAUAAAAAACCGUUUAUGGAAUUCGCCGAGAAGCUUCGAAUGACGCACAAGCAGGAGCAUCCGGACUACAAGUACCAGCCAAGGCGGAAAAAGGCGCGGGUAAUGCCUUCGCAGCAGAGUGGAGAAGGGGGAUCCCCGGGACCUGAUGUGGGGAAUCCAGGAAACUCCGGAAAGCCAAGGAGCAGCCAGUCCGCGACAAACAAUGGGCAGAGGCGGACGGGCAAGUCAAAUGCAGCUGGGAACUUGGGAAGCGGCCCAUCGUCGAGCAUCUCGAAUUCUAAUGCGGCCACUAGCUCCUCGGAUGUCUUCAGUAAUGAGGCCUUCAUGAAGUCCCUGAACAGUGCCUGUGCGGCCAGUUUGAUGGAGCAGGGUCUCAAUGAGACUGGCCUGGAUUCGCCAUGCUCCACAGCCAGUUCGCUGUCCUCACUGACGCCCCCGGCCACGCCCUACAGUGGAGCCUCCAAGACGACUUCGGCCAGCAAUUCCAGCAGCCUUCUAAUGAGGCAGCUAAGUGAACCGGUGGCAAAUGCCGCUCAUGACUACGGAGUUUUGCUGGAAUCUGGCAGGGAAUUUGUGGCUUUGGGUGAGGCUAGCUACCAGGGACAGAGCGGAGGAGGAGAAGGUCAGGAAAUGGAUUUCCUGGAGAAUAUCAAUGGGUAUGGCUAUGCGGGGAGUCGGGUGAACUAUCCUGGCUACUCUUAUCCACCAAAUGGGGCCAACUUCGAGGAGCAGCAGGCGUCACAGGCCAGUGGAGCCUUAAAUUACAAGCCAGCAGCAGCAGCAGCCACCGACAUCGAUCCCAAGGAAAUUGACCAGUAUCUCAUGGAUCAAAUGCUGCCCAUGACGCAGCACCACCACCACCUACCGCUGCACCACCCCCUUAAUCACACACUACACCACUCGCCGCCUUUGAACUCCUCCGCCUCGCUUUCCUCGGCCUGCUCCAGUGCCAGUUCGCAGCCGGUGGUGGAGUACUACGAGCACUUGGGCUAUUCCCCAGCAGCAGCACCAGUACCCACCUCGAACUUUGGCCAACAGCAACCAUAUGCCAACGGUGGAGCUGCCAUGACCCAGCCCCACCUCAGUGUCCCUUCAACCCAGCAACAGGAAUUGCAAUCCCAGUCCCAAGCCCAAUCCCAGCAGCAGGAACAGCAUCCAUCGCAGCAUCAUCUGUGGGGCACUUACACUUAUGUCAAUCCCUAAGCCACUUCAUUUGCACAUUUGUUGUCCGGCACAGAGAAAAAAAAGUCACGUUUGUUAUCAAUUUGUUAUGGAAAUGAACAAAAAACCAAUUUUGGUUGGUCAAUAUGAUACGGAAUUCCAAGCAGGGACCUUAAAAAGACUUUUAAGACUAUUAUUUAAAAAGAUUUCCGAUUUUUAUUUUUAAACGUCAAAAAAAAUCUGCGAAAAUGGAAAUGGAAAAAACUGUAUUUACUCUUGAUUUCAAAAGGGGCAAAAGUCAAUUACUGUGCAAUUGUCAAGGUAAUUAAAUUAAAUAAAACUCCCAAGAAGCCUUUUGAAAUUUAAUUCUCAAAUAAAGCUUUUUUACGGCUCUGACUCUAAGUAUUCAAAAAGGUUAACACCAUCCCUAACUUAUUUAAUUUUAAUAAAAACAUACAGCUUGCGCAAAUUAGCUUAUGUACAAGUUUUUAAACUGUUAUUUUGAAUAUUUAUACAAGUGAACAUCGAAAUAUUAAAAAUUAUUAGUCUUAUUUGCUUGAAAACUUAUUAUGCUGUUUUUUUUCUGUUUUCCUCUUUCCCAUUUCCUUCCGUUUCCUGUCCCUCUUUAUGGGUCACUUAGAUGGCUUUCGUUUAUUGGUUUAUUGUCUGUGCAAUGUCUGUGUGUAUGGGUGAUAGCGCAUGUGUUUUUGGCUCGAGGGUCUGUUUGAAUAUCCCCUGCAAUUUAAGCUAAUCGCUGCGAUUUUCGUUUAUGGCUGCAUUAUUCCCCAUCAAUAUGCAAUUCCAGAGCGAAUUGGAGAGAAAAGAAUGGCUAUACAAUCUAAAUGGAAAUUGCUAGUAUUGUUAAUGAGAAUGUUUUUGUACUGUCAAAAAUACUAAGUUCAUAGCUAAUUGGAAGAAAUAUAAACUAAUAGUUUUAAUAAUACUUGUACUUGUAAGGAAUAUUGUUUGAAAUUUGCAAAGAAGU
This is a messenger RNA of Drosophila gunungcola (fruit fly), 2690 nucleotides long. RefSeq names its product transcription factor SOX-10 (gene Sox100B). The transcript is spliced from 3 exons. Gene Ontology annotation, molecular function: RNA polymerase II cis-regulatory region sequence-specific DNA binding; DNA-binding transcription factor activity, RNA polymerase II-specific. The record is from RefSeq and is a predicted model, not a curated record. Gene Ontology annotation, cellular component: nucleus. The coding region runs from base 182 to 1747 and encodes 521 amino acids. Gene Ontology annotation, biological process: regulation of transcription by RNA polymerase II. Lineage: Eukaryota; Metazoa; Arthropoda; Insecta; Diptera; Drosophilidae.